CAAAGGCUGGUUAGUUUCCACUCGUCCGCAGCGACAUGCAAAAGCCUCGAGUCCCGAUUUCGCUACUCCUCCUGCUGGCUGGGAUCCCUCUAAUCCUCGAAGGAUCUCGCGUAGAAGCUGCCGCUCCCCGACAGCCGGAUAGUCGGAUUGUCAAUGGACGCGAAGCCAGGGAGGGCGAAUUUCCAUACCAACUUUCGCUGCGCCGCCAAACGGUUCACAUCUGCGGCGCCUCAAUCCUGGCCAGCAACUGGGCCAUCACCGCCGCCCACUGCGUCGACGGGCAUGAGCAGCAGCCACGGGAGUUCACCCUGCGACAGGGCAGCAUCAUGCGUUCCACGGGCGGAACAGUCCAGCCGGUUAAGGCCAUCCACAAGCAUCCGGCCUACGAUCGGACGGACAUGAACUUCGACGUGGCCCUCUUGCGGACUGCGGACAGGGCUCUCAGCUACCCGCUUGGAAAAGUGGCUCCCAUUCGUCUGCCCGCCGUGGGCGAGGCCAUCUCGGACACCGUGCCCGCGGUCGUCUCCGGCUGGGGACACAUGACCACCACCAAUCCCGUCCUGUCGCCGGUUCUCAAGAGCACCACGGUACUCACGGUCAACCAGGAGAAGUGCCACAACGAUUUGCGGCGCCAUGGAGGCGUCACCGAAGCAAUGUUUUGUGCGGCCGCCAGAAACACAGACGCCUGUCAAGGUGACAGCGGAGGUCCGAUUAGCUCGCAAGGAACCCUUAUCGGAAUAGUGUCCUGGGGAGUUGGCUGCGCAGAUCCGUACUAUCCGGGAGUGUAUACCCGCCUGGCUCAUCCCACUAUUCGCCGCUGGAUUCGCCUUCUCACAAAGCUGUAGAUUUGUAGCUAAUUACAAGAAAUAAAUGGAAAUAUUAAUGCAUUAAUUA
Molecule: messenger RNA, 894 nt
Organism: Drosophila biarmipes
Lineage: Eukaryota; Metazoa; Arthropoda; Insecta; Diptera; Drosophilidae
Product: trypsin-4
Exons: 3
Coding region: 36-845 (269 amino acids)
Biological process (GO): proteolysis
Molecular function (GO): serine-type endopeptidase activity
Source: RefSeq, a predicted model, not a curated record